Molecule: messenger RNA, 1667 nt
Organism: Amoebophrya sp. A120
Lineage: Eukaryota; Dinophyceae; Syndiniales; Amoebophryaceae
Source: the annotation of a GenBank genome assembly
CAGUGCCAGCAACACGACAUAGCAGUUCCGUCUCACAUAGUUAAUGCACCUUAGCAUAUUGUUUCUCUUUAUCUUUUUUAAAGGGAUCGGAUUUUUUCGGAACUACCUAAACUGACAACGGAACCGACAUUCACCAUACCGUGGCGAUUCGCCUUCUUGUUCGUUUCGUUUGCUUUUUUGUUUUUUGUUUUCUCGUCUUUCGUUUUCUUCUUCUUUUUCUAUUUCUUAUUCUUUCUCGAUCUAAAAUAGAUAUAGAUCUUGUUUUCUCUUUUCUCUCUCUCUUCCUAGGGGGGACAAAAAUUGCGGGAUUUGCGCACGUUCAAUGGCCGCAGCCCCGCCGACCGUUCGUUCUUGUCUGUCUCCCCACCUGUGUGCCCCGCCGGUCAGCCAAAUGGUCUUUCGUUUCCAUUGUCCUGCCUGUGAGGCAGCGUCCCAAGUCGCGCCCAGCGAAAGACGAAAGGCGGAGCACACCAAGGCUCCCGGCUUGUCCUGGCUUUUUUUCCUCGUGCCUGGGGUUUUUGGUAAUUCAUUGACGGGCAUUUGCAGAGGCCGCGCAACCGCCUCCACAAUGUGGAGGUGGCUGCGCGGCCUCGGCAAAGAAAAUUUUUGGCCGAUAUUGUUACACGAUCAGGGGGGUAAAACGAUCAACCGCCCUCACCGGGUAGUCCGAUCGUGUGGGAGUCUUGAAAUCGGUUGGCUCUGGGUUGUUCUAGGCCAUGAAGCGCCGGCCCUUAUGUGUGGGGCGCUUUGGUACCGCUUUCGAUCAUCCUCCCCCUGCCCCUAUCGUUUCCCUUUCAUGUGGAUAGGAGUUGAGCACUUGCCGAGCUGGGUGGUGGUUCUGUCCCAACAAAAGUUGAGGCAAUUUUCGUGAAGUUUCUGAGGGAUCAGAUCGCCCGGCCCCAUCCGAGUGAAAGCGAAGCCGUUGGCGGUGGCGCCCAGACUAGUUCUUCUGCUCUCUGUCUAAUGACAGAAUACGCACCCAUUGCAAGCAUUUCCGUCUCUAGGAGACCAGGCAAAGAGCGUGAAUUCCAACGAACCAAAAGCCGGCGCCCUUGCUCUGUGAGUGUCUCGGCUCACGCGCUUCCUUUCGCAGACAGCGUCGCUUCGUAACUAAACCGAUUCGAUCACUUUCCCACCCUCGCAAGCUCUGUCUCACCUGUGUGGGAGCCAUGCGCACAGAAGCCGUCUCUCUACUUCUAGGCGCUAGCCGGAGCUUCCCUGGGUGUUCUGUGUUUCCAUUUCAACACCUAUUUACUGCUUCGGGUUCCGUUUUCAGUCUGGGCCCUUUUUUUUAAAAAAACACGACAACAUGCGGGGAAGGAUCCAAGGGUCGCGAAAAAGUUCCGUUGUCAGUUUAGACAGUUCCAAAAAAAGCCAUAUCCUUUUUUAAAUCACUGUCUGGCUCCAGCCUCCAGUAAAAAUCAGAAAGAUGUUUUUCGUAUGAGAAUAUAGACGCUUAGCCUUAUAUGUUGUUAUUCUAAUGCUUUAGUGCUAUUCUUACACGUACAAGUAGUAUCUUUGGAUACUUUGUCUUGCGGCAUCUUUGUAGCCUAGAAGUUCCCUCUUCUGUGAAACUUAUGAAGAAAACGCUGCGAGCGAAGGCACAGAACCUGCUCGCGCUGACCCUUCCAAAGACGUGAACGGAUUGACAGAGAAUUUCGCUGGAU